Molecule: messenger RNA, 1952 nt
Organism: Girardinichthys multiradiatus
Lineage: Eukaryota; Metazoa; Chordata; Actinopteri; Cyprinodontiformes; Goodeidae
Product: ATP-sensitive inward rectifier potassium channel 1-like
Exons: 2
Coding region: 243-1391 (382 amino acids)
Biological process (GO): regulation of monoatomic ion transmembrane transport; potassium ion import across plasma membrane
Cellular component (GO): plasma membrane
Molecular function (GO): ATP-activated inward rectifier potassium channel activity
Source: RefSeq, a predicted model, not a curated record
CCCUCCCUAUCCUGGUCAGACGUUUACAGAAUCAAAACCAUGAAGGGAAUCGCCUUCGGGGAGUUCAGCAGCUGUAUGAGGUCGGUGUACAUGGUGGCAUGUGGCUGGGAUUAGGAAAUUUCACUGUGGAUUAAAAUCUUUCCAACGCCUCCAUGGCCACCAGCUAAAAGAAAAGGAGCCCAAAGCUCUAGCACAGAUCCAGUGAGAACUCCGGGCCCACAGUCUCACUGAGCAGCUCCAGAAUGUUCCAGCUGCUCCCGGGUCACAUCCAGCCGACUGGACACCGAACCCGAAAAAGCCGCCUGGUCACCAAAGACGGGCACUGCAACAUUGAGUUUGGCAACAUUGAAUAUAGCAACCAUUUUGCCUUCGUGGUGGACUUCUGGACCACCUUUGUGGAGAUCCGCUGGCGCUUCGUUCUCCUCCUGUUUGUGGCUGCCUUCACUGGCAGCUGGUUUGUGUUUAGUCUGUUGUGGUACUGGAUUGCAAAGAGCAACGGGGAUCUGACUGUGCAGAACCAAACAGAGGGGCACGUCCGAUGUAUAGACAAUGUCAACGGCCUCACGACGGCGUUCCUGUACUCAUUAGAGACCCAAACCACCAUUGGAUAUGGUGGCAGGGCACUGACUGGGCACUGUGCUGGCACAGUGGCUCUAAUUAUCUUCCAGUCUCUAGUUGGGGUCUUCAUCAACUGCUUUAUGUGUGGCAUGAUACUGGCCAAGAUCUCCUUACCCAAAAAAAGGGCAAAGACUGUCACGUUCAGUAACACAGCUGUCAUCUGUUUAAAGAAAGGAAGUCUGUGCCUGCUCAUCAGAGUGGCCAACCUCAGAAAGACCUUACUGAUUGGAAGCCAGAUUUAUGGGAAGCUGCUAAAGACAACCACUACGUCUGAUGGCGAGACCAUCAUCCUGGAUCAGGUGGAUGUUGACUUCACGGUUGAUGCUGGCAAGGAUAACUUAUUUUUUGUUUGUCCUCUGACGCUCUACCACGUCAUUAACAGAUCGAGUCCGUUCUACGAGCUGACCGCCGACACUCUCCCCCUACAGGACUUUGAGUUGGUGGUCUUUUUAGAUGGGACAGCUGAGUCAACCAGCUCCUCCUGCCAGGUACGAACCUCAUACAUCCCACAGGAGAUUCAGUGGGGCUAUAGUUUCCUUCCCAUCAUCUCCCGCACUAAAACAGGAAAGUAUAGAGUGGAUUUCUCAAACUUUUCCAAAAGUGUCCAGGUCACCACACCACACUGUGUCCACUGCUUUGAGACAGACGUAGACCAGAGGAACCACAACAGCUACAACAAGGAGAACCACAGCAGCCACCUGAAGCUGGGCAUCGACAACCUGGGCUUCCAAGUGAUCGACAUUCACGACCCUGUGGACGUCACGAAAAUGUGAGAUGAUCCUGUUCUAGAGUAAAAGUAAAAGCCAAGGAAUCAGGAUGUGGGUCGACCUUUACGAAAUCCACUUUUCAGUUUUAGUCAGACUGUUUCAAAUAUUUCAAGAACUAAAGACUAAAGUAAGGUUUGACAGUACUAAGGCCAGUAAAGGAGAACGGUGAAACUGGCAACUGACUGACAUUAGACUGCUCAUUACAAUAAGACCCCACUGGGGGUUUUAUGGGAGUAAAAAUGUGGAAGACACUUCGAAGUUUUGAAACGGUAAAAGAAAUAAAGCAGUGAAUGGCACAGUGGGCAUUUCAUGAGAAGAUUCGAGUCUGAUCCUGUACUAAUAACAGAUUGUGGGCUCUGAAGCCUAUGACAGGAAAUGUAGAAGAGAAGAAGCUCAUUAUUGUUGGUUAAAACACUAACUCUGUGGUGUUGUAGUCAUGUUGACAGAUCCCGUAUUUCAUGAUAACGGGGAAACAGUUUGGGUAGCUGUUAAUAUCAUAAUUUAGUUAAGGUCAGUCUAGCUGUUGUAGGUAAAACUUUGUAACAUCUCAGGGAACGUAAGAAUCUU